This is a messenger RNA of Pyrus x bretschneideri (Chinese white pear), 3189 nucleotides long. RefSeq lists its product as uncharacterized. Lineage: Eukaryota; Viridiplantae; Streptophyta; Magnoliopsida; Rosales; Rosaceae. Bases 1 to 3189 code for a protein of 1062 amino acids. The transcript has 4 exons. The record is from RefSeq and is a predicted model, not a curated record.
AUGGAUAAAGAUUAUAAAAACGCUUGUUGGCGACAUCAUGGCGAGCAAAACAUUGGAGAGCAAAAUGUGGGAAUUGGAGAAGAAGAAACAGGAGAUGAGGUGAUUGGCAUGCAUGAUUUUCUUAAUGAUGUAUUUGUCCAACCAUUAACAGAAGAAGGUGUUGGGCCAUCUACUGAACCCCCUAUUGGGGAAGGGCGUCCAGAAGAGGUGCAGACUUUUUUUAAGUUGCUUGAAGAGGCAGAUCAAGAUUUGUGGCCAGGUUGUAAGGAGUUUAAGAAAUUGGAAGCAGUUGUAAGAUUGUAUCAGAUCAAGUGUUUAGCGGGAAUGCCUGACGAGAUCUUCACCACUUUACUGGAGUUAAUUAAAAGAAUGUUGCCUGAAGGGGAUUGUUUGCCUGAAUCCUGUUAUAAAGCAAAAAAACUUAUAAAUGACUUGGGGCUGUCGUAUGUGAAAAUUGAUGCAUGUCCCAAUGAUUGCAUGAUCUAUUGGAAAGAUACUUCAGAUUUGACCGUGUGCUCAGUUUGUGGUAAAUCAAGAUAUAAAAUUACCGAUGCAGAGGAUAGCUCGAGGAAAAAGGUCGCAGCUAAGGUUAUGUGGUAUUUUCCUUUAAAACCACGAUUGCAACGCUUUUUUAUGUCGAAGCAUAUGGCUGAACAUAUGAGAUGGCAUGCAACUGAAUGUCCUAAGGAUGAGUUUAUGAGACAUCCUUCAGAUUCUCCCGCAUGGAAGCAUUUGGAUAAUUUAUAUCCGGAUUUUGCGUCAGAAAUUCGAAAUGUCCGAUUAGGGUUAGCCAGUGAUGGAUUUAAUCCUUUUGGGAAAAUGAGGAAUGAUCAUAGCACAUGGCCUGUGGUGCUUUCUGUUUAUAAUUUGCCACCUUGGAUGUGCAUGAAGCAACCAAAUUUGUUAUUGUCUUUGUUAAUACCAGGACCGCGCAGUCCUGGUAAAGAGAUUGAUGUAUACAUGCGUCCAUUGAUUGACGAGCUGAAUGAGUUGUGGGAGGUGGGCAUUCCCACUUAUGAUGCGUUUUCCAACCAAAGUUUUACGAUGAAGGCUGCCGUGUUAUGGACCAUAAGUGAUUUUCCGGCUUAUGGAAUGUUGUCAGGAUGGAGUACACAUGGUUAUAAAGCUUGUCCACAUUGCAUGCAUGAUAAAGAAUCUACUUACUUGCCAGCGAGUCGCAAGAUUUGUUAUAUGGGGCAUCGACGAUUUCUUGAAGAUAAUCAUAGGUUUCGAAGGCAAACCAUCACUUUUAAUGGUCGUCGAGAGCAUCGUACUGCACCAAGGCAGUGGACUGGUUUACAAUGUCUCGAAGAACUUUCUACAUUGAGAUUUACUUUUGGAAAACCAAACAAGGAUGCUUCAGUUGGGCAACGCAGAAGAAGAGCUUCGAGCAGUACAAGUAGUAACAGUCAGUGGAAGAAGAAAUCGAUUUUUUAUGAACUACCUUAUUGGAGGCAUCUCUUGAUUAGACACAAUCUUGAUGUUAUGCAUAUCGAGAAGAAUAUAUGUGACAGUGUGGUGGGAACAUUGCUAGAUAUAGAAAAGUCUAAAGAUGGAUUGGCGGCACGUGCAGAUCUUGAAUUCUUGAACAUAAGACAUAGUCAACACCCACGUAGAGAAGGAAAUAGAACAUUUCGACCUCCAGCAUUGUUCACAUUGAAAAGAGAAGAAAAAACUGCGUUUUGUAAAGUAUUGUCUACUAUUCGGGUCCCAGAUGGAUAUUCAUCAAAUCUGUCACGAUGUGUGCACGUGAAUGAACGAAAAAUACAUGGGUUGAAAAGUCAUGAUUGCCAUGUUUUAAUGCAGCAGUUACUCCCGCUUGCAAUACGCCCGGUUUUGCCUAAAGCUGUUACUAUGGUUUUAUUAGAGUUGAGUGCAAUUUUCAGACAGUUAUGUAGUAAGAAGGAGUCUGAGGAAGGAUUUAAGCAACUGAAUUCAAGAAUUGCCUUGACAUUAUGUCAACUUGAGAAAAUAUUCCCUCCUGCAUUUUUUGAUAUAAUGGUGCACCUCCCAGUUCACUUGGCAGAUGAAGCAGCGCUUGCAGGCCCUGUUCAAUAUAGAUGGAUGUAUCCAAUUGAACGGUAUUUGCAAACACUGAAGCGCUAUGUUCGUAAUAAGGGUCGUCCUGAAGGUUCUAUUGCUGAAGCAUAUUUGGUGGAUGAGUGCUUGUCAUUUUGUUCCAUGUAUCUUAGAGACGUUGAGUCUCGUCGUACCCGUAGAGGCCGAAAUGAAGAUGGGAUUGGACGUGGAGUAUCUGGUGGGUUAUCAAUUUUUGACUCGAAAGGAUGUUAUAUGGGUUCAGGAGAAAAUGUGGAGCUCAAUCUAAAUGUUCUUGAUCAGUGCCAUAGAUACAUUCUAAAUAAUUGUGAUGAAGUUAGCCCAUUUAGAAGGCAACAUGAAGAAUUCUUGAAAACUAAAUAUCGUCGAGAAAGGUUAACUAUGCGACAAAUUAAAGAGCUAAGCAAGAAAGAAUUUCCAGAAUGGUUCAAGCAACAUAUGAAUUCAAGAUAUGAUGCUAAUGACACAUUGAUAUCUCAAGACUUGCAUUGGCUAGCUAAUUAUCCUAGUAGGGUUGUGAGCAGAUACAAAAGUCACAUUGUUCAUGGAUUUAGAUUUCGUAUAAAAUCUGUGGAUGAUAAGCAUAAGAAUCAAAACUGUGGUGUCUUUGUACCUGCAAAUGUUCCUGGAGCAAUUGGGCAAGUAAAUUGUUAUGGCAGAGUUGUAGAUAUGUUUGAGGUCAAAUAUUGUGGUCCUACUGAAGCAGGAGAUAGGGGUCGAGCUGUGAUGUUAUUUAAGUGCGAAUGGGUUAAUAGUGAAAGUCCACGAGGAAUGAAGACUGAUCAAUAUGGAUUUACUAUGGUGAAUUUCAAUCAAUUGGGAUUUAAAGAGGAUCCUUUCAUACUAGCAUCACAAGCAUUACAGGCAUUUUACGUGGAGGACACGAUUGAAAAAGAUUGGCACGUAGUUGUUCGAACUCAGCCAAGAGAUUUAUUUGACGUAUUAGAGGAUAGUGAUGCUAUUGAUGAUUAUGACACGCCGAACUUGGAUGAUCGAAUUCUUGAUAAUGAAAAUUUUCAUACAAGGGUUGGCGUGGAAGAGACUCCCUUUCUUGAAUCAUUAGCGUUGCCUACCGGGUUCGUUAAUCAUGCCAAUACCGACGAAGAGCUAACAGAUGAUGACAGGGAAUAA